Molecule: messenger RNA, 1960 nt
Organism: Eufriesea mexicana
Lineage: Eukaryota; Metazoa; Arthropoda; Insecta; Hymenoptera; Apidae
Product: BRCA1-associated protein
Exons: 6
Coding region: 291-1955 (554 amino acids)
Biological process (GO): Ras protein signal transduction; protein ubiquitination
Cellular component (GO): cytoplasm
Molecular function (GO): zinc ion binding; ubiquitin protein ligase activity; nucleic acid binding
Source: RefSeq, a predicted model, not a curated record
AUAAGUGACAAGUGAGAAUACAUAUAACAAAUUGUGAUUUGCACAAUUCAUUAUAUUCAUAAGUUUGUACAAUCAGAAUGUAAUCAAUCUAUAAUAAUUUUAUGACAAUUUAGUAAAAAAACAAUGAGUGAUAGACAAAUUUAACCUAUUAAUUGAAAACAGUGUAACACCUUGUAAGGUUGUUGUCAGUUGAUCAUGGGGGUUGCUUAAAGGGUUAGCAAGUAUUUAAGAAUAGUGAGCACAAUGAUAAAUUUGUUUGUAAUAAUGCGCAAUAAGUAUUAUUUUAUGGGAUGAGUUCUCCUCCUAUUUCGGUAUCUCUCUGCGUUAUUCGCGUCGAGAUUGUUGACGAGGAUUCUGAAGAAUCGAAUGGCGCAAUGGCUGCCAAGAUGAGGGGUCGCAGAGAACCAACCAAGAUAAACAUGGAAAAUUGCACAAAUCUUACAGAGAAGCAAGAUUCGUCACUUCCUUCUCAGGGAACUAGCAAAUCAACCUCUACUUCUAGAGCUAAUUCAGAGGAAAAUACCUAUGAUGACUUAGAUAUAGCCGGUGCAAGUGCUUGUGCCUGUGAUCAAAUCAAUUUUAUCUCUGGAAACCCAUUUGUUGAAGUGACCAAAGGAAUUAUACAUUUGUAUAAAGAAAACAAAUUAACAGAUAUACAUCAUGCAGCAGAACGUACCCAAACCAUCUGCAUUCUCUCAGUUCCAGCUACAAUGACCUGUCAUGAUCUUCUAAGGUUUACAGCACCUUGUCAUCAAGAUAUUCGACAUUUUAGAAUACUUAGAGAUGGCAGUCCCAAUCAAUAUAUGGCAUUGAUUACCUUUAAAUCAGCUAAUGCAGCAACAGAAUUUUAUGGCUCUUUUAAUGGCACUCCAUAUAAUUCUUUUGAACCAGAUGUUAUUUGUCAUAUGGUCUUUGUGUACAGUGUAGAAGUGACAUAUAAUGCUAUGCCUUUAUCUGGACAUACAGAGUUACCACUUUGUCCAGUUUGUUUAGAAAGAAUGGAUGAAAGUGUUGAUGGAAUUUUAACAAUUCUAUGUAAUCAUACAUUUCAUGCAAGUUGUCUAGCUAAAUGGGGAGAUACCUCUUGUCCAGUUUGUAGAUAUGCUCAAACACCAGAAUCAUUUGCAGAUAGUUAUUGUAUGGAAUGCAAUACGGGAGAAAGUAAUGACGCUCUAUGGAUCUGCCUAAUUUGUGGACACAUAGGUUGUUCACGUUAUCACCAGGGACAUGCCUUUCAACACUAUCGCGAAACGCAUCAUUGUUAUGCUAUGCAAUUAGGGAACAACAGAGUUUGGGAUUAUGUUGGAGAUAAUUUUGUUCAUCGAUUGUUGCAAAACAAAGAUGGAAAGAUGGUAGAAGGUGGUCCUACUGCAACUAAAGCUGAAGGUGCUGCAAUGGAAGAAAAAGUAGAUUCUGUACAACUGGAAUUCACGUAUCUUUUAACAUCGCAAUUAGAAACUCAAAGACAAUAUUUCGAGGACAGGCUGGCACGAUUAGAGCAGCAUUCUGUACUACAAACUACAGAACUGAGAGAAAAGCUGGGUCAAAUAUCAGAAGAAAAUGCCAAAGUUAAGGAACAAUUAACAAUAUUAAGUCGAGAGAAACAAAAUGUGGAUAAACGAUUGCAGCAAGUUAGUAAUAAAUUGGUACAAGUACAAGCAGAGUUAACUGAAGAAAAAGAACUAAGUAAAGCGCUAGAAUCAAAUCAAGCUACUUGGAAAGAUAAAUACAAAAUGUUGCAAAAUGAAAUGACCGAGUAUCAAAAGACGAAACAAACAGAAGUAACAAAUUUGAAAGAACAAGUACAAGAUUUAAUGUUUUAUCUCGACGCCCAAAAUAAAGUUGAAAAUUCGGAAUUACGAGAAGAAAUCGCAUCAGGUCGUAUAGUGAUUCCGGAAACCUCUAACUCUGCAAAGAAGAAUACUCGACCUUCCAAGACUCGAAAAAAACAUUGAUGUUA